Corylus avellana is the source of this 351-nucleotide messenger RNA. RefSeq names its product pectinesterase inhibitor-like. Gene Ontology annotation, molecular function: enzyme inhibitor activity. NCBI's taxonomy places the organism in Eukaryota, Viridiplantae, Streptophyta, Magnoliopsida, Fagales, Betulaceae. The record is from RefSeq and is a predicted model, not a curated record.
AUGGCUUCCGCUUGCAAAUUUGUUCUCGUUGUUGUGGCCAUGCUUGUUGGCCUCAUUGCAUUUGUGAGUGGAGAUGCAGCACUAAUAAACAACGUGUGCCGCAAAACUGGAGACCCCGUGUAUUGCCACAAGUGCUACAACAUGUACAGCCGAAGCUCCCAUGAGGACGUCAAAGCCCUCGGCCGAACAUCCCUCGAUUGUGCUAGCCUCGAGUCAAUAACUGUGAUGGGUCUCGUGGAUAAAUUUGUGGUCAAUGCCACAGACAAGGCCGUGAAGAAUUCGUACAUUGAUUGUGCGUUGAAGCUUCGUUCCGGGGAUGACCAGAUAACGGGUGCACUCAAGAGCUUUUAG